AUGGAGAUCUUAAUUUUCUUUCUCCUUGGACUCGGAGACAUCGGCAGGUUUACAAAUCUGGGCGCGCUGGUGCACGCCCAGGCUAAUGAACGCCGGGUCCUGGCCCACAUGCCCGGUGACAUUAUCAUCGGGGCCUUGUUUUCCGUGCAUCACCAGCCACCGGCCGACAAAGUCCACGAGCGGAAAUGCGGCGCGGUGCGCGAGCAGUACGGCAUCCAGCGCGUGGAGGCCAUGAUGCACACGCUGGACCGCAUCAACGCCGAUACCAACAUCCUGCCCAACAUCACGCUGGGCUGUGAGAUCCGGGACUCCUGCUGGCACUCAGCCGUGGCGCUGGAACAGAGCAUCGAGUUCAUCCGCGAUACCCUAGUUUCCACCGAGGAGGAAGAGAGCAUGUCCAAGUGCUCAGCCACCGGCGGAGGGACGCCCAUGAGAGGGAAGAAGCCCAUCGUGGGUCUCAUCGGGCCUGGGUCCAGCUCAGUGGCCAUUCAGGUGCAAAACCUGCUCCAGCUCUUCAACAUCCCGCAGAUCGCUUACUCCGCCACCAGUAUGGAUCUCAGCGAUAAGUCUCUGUAUAAGUACUUCAUGAGGGUCGUGCCUUCGGACGCCCAGCAGGCAAGAGCAAUGGUGGACAUCGUCAAAAGAUACAACUGGACUUACGUCUCGGCCAUACACACCGAGGGAAACUAUGGUGAAAGUGGAAUGGAGGCGUUUAAAGAAAUGGCAGCCAAGGAGGGCAUCUGCAUCGCGCAUUCGGAUAAGAUCUACAGCAACGCAGGGGAGCAGAGCUUCGACCGGCUGCUGGAGAAGCUGCGCAGCCACCUGCCCAAAGCGCGCGUGGUGGCGUGUUUCUGCGAGGGCAUGACUGUCCGGGGCAUCCUCAAGGCCAUGAGGCGACGGCGGCUGGUGGGCGAGUUUCUUCUGGUUGGCAGUGACGGCUGGGCCGACCGUUACGACGUGACGGACGGGUAUCAGAAAGAGGCGGCCGGUGGCAUCACCAUCAAACUCCAGUCCGCUUACGUCACCUGGUUCGACGACUACUACUUAAACCUGCAGCCAGACACGAACCAGCGCAAUCCGUGGUUCCCCGAGUUCUGGCAACACAGGUUCCAGUGUCGGCUGAGGGGUCACCCACAGGAGAACGCCAAAUACAACCGGACCUGCACCAAAAAGGAAUCUCUCCGUCUCCACUACGCUCAGGACACCAAGAUGGGCUUCGUCAUAAACGCCAUCUACAGCAUGGCCUACGGUCUGCACGCCAUGCAGAAAGCCCUGUGUCCGAGCUACAUGGGUCUGUGCGACGCCAUGAGACCCAUCGACGGCCGGAAGCUGCUGGAAUUCCUCAUGAGGACCAAUUUCACCGGGGUUUCAGGAGAGGUGGUGCUUUUUGAUGAGAACGGGGACUCACCCGGGAGAUACGAGAUCAUGAACUUUAAGCAGAUGAGUAAAGAAGACUACAGCUACACGUACGUCGGCAGCUGGGACAACAGCGGUCUGAAGAUGGACGAUGAUGAGAUUUGGGCCAACAGCAGCACCAUCAUCCACUCCGUUUGCAGCGACCCCUGUGAGAAAGCUCAGAUCAAGGUGAUCCGGAAGGGCGAGGUUAGCUGCUGCUGGACCUGUACUCCCUGUAAAGAGAACGAGUACGUCUUCGAUGAGUAUACCUGCCGGGCCUGUGAGCUGGGAUCAUGGCCGACAGACGACCUGACAGGUUGUGAGCCCAUACCCGUGCAUUAUCUGCAGUGGGGAGACCCUGAACCCAUCGCCGCUGUGGUCUUCGCUUGCCUCGGUCUUCUCGCCACCAUCUUCGUAACCCUGGUAUUCGUCAGGUUUCAUGACACGCCGGUUGUGAAAUCCUCCAGCCGAGAGCUUUGCUUCAUCAUCCUGGCUGGCAUCUGUCUGAGCUAUCUCUGCACCUUUUGCCUCAUCGCAAAGCCACACAUCGCGUACUGCUACCUACAGAGACUGGGCAUCGGCCUCUCCCCCGCCAUGAGCUACUCCGCUCUGGUCACCAAGACCAACCGCAUCGCCCGGAUCCUGGCCGGCAGCAAGAAGAAGAUCUGCACCAAGAAGCCUCGCUUCAUGAGCGCCUGCGCUCAGCUAAUCAUAGCGUUCAUUCUCAUCCUCCUCCAGCUGGCCAUCAUAGUGGCGCUUUUCAUCAUGGAGCCACCUCGGGUGAUUUACGAUUACCCGUCCAUCCGCGAGGUGCACCUCAUUUGUCACACCACCACGCUGGGCGUCGUGGCGCCGCUGGGCUACAACGGAUUACUGAUCCUCAGCUGCACCUUCUACGCUUUCAAGACUCGUAACGUCCCCGCCAACUUUAACGAGGCCAAGUACAUCGCCUUCACCAUGUACACCACCUGCAUCAUCUGGCUGGCCUUCGUGCCCAUCUAUUUCGGAUCCAACUACAAAAUCAUCACCAUGUGCUUCUCGGUCAGUCUCAGUGCCACCACGGCGCUGUGCUGCAUGUUCGUGCCGAAGGUCUACAUCAUGCUGGCCAAGCCCGAACGCAACGUGCGCAGCGCAUUUACCACGUCCACGGUGGUACGGAUGCACGUGGGCGACGGCAAGUCUGCUACGUCCGCCAGCCGCUCCAGCAGUCUGGCCAAACUGUGGAAACGCCGGGGCUCGGGGACGGACAACGUCAGCUCUAACGGCAAAACGGUCACAUGGGCCCAGAAUGAGAGAGGCUACCGGCCGAACCUGUGGAAACGCAUCUCCAUCCACAUCAAGAAGAAAGAGGAGAUCAACCAGACCGCCAUCAUCAAACCCUUCUCCAAAGGUUGUGAUGCACCUCCAGACACUGGUGUAAAAGUGUCUUAUGAUCGUCCACAGAGCGGUCAGCGCUAUCCUGUAACCUACCGCCCAUGUACGCCCUCUCCACUGCCCACGGUUUGCCAGCACGCUUCACUGCAGCGCCGCUGCGAGGACGAGCCUGUUCCGGUGGUGGCGCUGCCCUCGUACCUGACCGAGCACCUGCAACAAGCAGGCCCUCAUCAGACGUCCAUCAUGGACCAGAUCAGCAGUGUGGUGAAUCGUUUCACAGCCAACAUCAGCGAGCUGAACAGCAUGAUGCUGCCGGCCGGCUCCUCCUCGGCCGGCGUUGUCAACACCUCCGGCCCCUGCUCGCCGUCCUUCAAGCUGCUCCCGUGUGAGAUUCAGCGGCCCACGCUGGUCACCACGUACGCCGAGGUGGUCGCUGCUGCCAAUGCCACCCCGUGCUCAGCAGUGGGCAUAGCAGGAGGCAUAAUGACCAGUGGGAGCAACCGGGCGUCCGCCGCCAGUCUCUCCAACAGCACCUACGGCUCCUCGUUUGCGGUCAGGACCUCUGACUUGGAGGAGCUGGCCGCCCUAACACCCCCGUCCCCGUUCAGGGACUCGUCGGUGGGAUCGGACAGUGACUCCCCCGCGUGCCCAGACUCAGAGCUGGCUCUGUGUGAGGCCAGAUCCUCAAAUUAUGACCGACUAAUGCUGCGUAAUUACAGCCAGAGCUCCUCCUCACUAUAAACUGACCACACGGGGUGUGCGGGCAUUUCAAACGUUGUUUUAAUAUCAGGUUCUACUGCGCUGCUCUCGCCGAACGGA
Trichomycterus rosablanca is the source of this 3588-nucleotide messenger RNA. RefSeq names its product glutamate receptor, metabotropic 5a (gene grm5a). Gene Ontology annotation, biological process: regulation of synaptic transmission, glutamatergic; trans-synaptic signaling by endocannabinoid, modulating synaptic transmission; G protein-coupled glutamate receptor signaling pathway. Gene Ontology annotation, molecular function: adenylate cyclase inhibiting G protein-coupled glutamate receptor activity; G protein-coupled receptor activity involved in regulation of postsynaptic membrane potential. The transcript is spliced from 8 exons. Gene Ontology annotation, cellular component: postsynaptic density membrane; plasma membrane. Bases 1 to 3510 code for a protein of 1169 amino acids. The record is from RefSeq and is a predicted model, not a curated record. Lineage: Eukaryota; Metazoa; Chordata; Actinopteri; Siluriformes; Trichomycteridae.